Kuraishia capsulata CBS 1993 is the source of this 891-nucleotide messenger RNA. RefSeq lists its product as uncharacterized. The coding region runs from base 1 to 891 and encodes 296 amino acids. The transcript has a single exon. Lineage: Eukaryota; Fungi; Ascomycota; Pichiomycetes; Pichiales; Pichiaceae. The record is from RefSeq and is a predicted model, not a curated record.
AUGGCUUCCGUUGAUGUUGCAAUAAUUGGGUCAAAUUUACCGGGAUAUGCUAUCGCCAAACUGGUGUCACCUCAUCUUAGAACACUGAUGAUCAAGACAUCAGGAGAAGAGCUAUCAGAAGCCCUCAGACCGAUUAACCACCAUUCGCAUGCAAAAAUGGUUUCCAAGAUUGGCAAAGAUUCUGCUGCAGAGGUAGUCAACUUUGCCCACGCCAAUCUCGAACAUUUGCUCUCAAUUUUGGGGCCUGCUGGCUUGGCUCAGACAUCAGUGGAGUCUUAUGGAGAUAUGGUGGAGGACUAUUGUGAAUUCGUGAAAAAUAGAUCAAUAGCCAGCACCGUAAAAAGAUCGACCGAGAUUUUGUUUGGUGACCACGCGAAAAGAGAGUAUGGCAAACCUGGCGCCGUUCGUUUCAGAUCCACGAGAAUCACCACAGGCGAACUGCAGGAGCGGUUUAGAACAGAAAGCCUAGCCAAUGGGCUUGUGGAAGUGGACGGUGUAAUUUCAGUGGAGAACAUGGGCGGGUCAUGGAAACUACAAACAGCUCAGGGUACGGUUUAUACAGAGAAGUUGAUCUUCAGCUCUGAUCAUCACGCUGCUGAGUUCUGGUCAGUGCUCAAGAUGAAGAACGAGUCUGUAGAGUUCACGUUCACAAACGAAAAACUCAGUUCGUUCAACAGGGGAUUGCUGCAAAAAUUGGCAGACUCUCAGCUACCUUUGGUGGCUCAAUUGUCAAAUACAGUCUAUUUGAAUGUGAACUACGACACCACCACUAUGCUGAGUUGCUUACUAGCCAGCUUUGAAAUGGUGAAAGCGAUCCUGUUCGGAUCCAAGAUGCGUGUUCCUGUCGCUUUUAACCUACAUGAAGAACCCUCGUUAAUGGCGAGAUUGUAG